AUGCUAGACACAAAGACUCCCCUUUGGGGCAAACUCUAUUCUCAGAAGUGUCGUGACCUCGGUAUCAUACCUACAGAUAACCUCUAUGAAAGAUUUAUCGUUGCUGUUGCCCCACAAAUACAAGAUGGCAUUCUUGCCUUGGCAGACCAGGGUCUUAAAGCCUCAUCGAUUCCCAUUGUUUGCGAGCUUCUCACCCACUUCUACGGCGUAAUCCACACACUGGAUCUUAGUAUGAAUCCAAUUUUAGACGAGGGAGCAGCUCUGCUCCUUGAAGCGGGAUCUUCGUUCACUGACCUAAAAACUGUAAAGCUACGGUCAGUUGGACUUUCUCCCACUGGAUUUGAUUACUUUUUUACCAUGUUGCGCAAGCAUCGAUGCCUUAUAGAGAACAUUGAUCUAUCUAGCACAAGUUCGGCAGAACGGCGAAACAGGCCUGGAGAAAUAGGAGCCCAUGCACUAGCGGCGUUUGUCUCUGCAAAUUCCACUAUAAAGUCCUUAGUCUUCACGAAUACACAGCUCCGUGGUAAUUCAGGUGCGACCCUCUUCAAGGCAAUAUCCCACCCAUCCUCCCUAACCCACCUGCAUCUGCAGAACACAGACAUAUCUAAUAAGGCGGUUGAACACAUAUUCACUCGAGAAGCAUCCACCGGUGCUAACAUGCUUUCAGAGCUGGUCUAUGUCGAUCUUUCCGGGAAUUCCUCUACACUGACUGGCGACUGUUGUCAAGCUAUUGAAAUAGGCAUUAAGCGUCUCAAACAUCUACAUACUCUAAUACUUAGCAAGAACACCACCCUAGCACGCUCCUUGGUACUACCCUUUUCUGCACUACGCCACAAGUCUGCCGAUUUGGCAGCAGCUGCAGAGGCAUAUAAUAAACGCAUGCAGGAGCGCACUCGCUGGCGGCACGAGACAUUCAAGGGUCUUUGCCCUGGUAUGAAGAACUUCAUUGAGACAGGCAAGGUGAUUAGGGAGAGAGUUAAUAUCACUGAUCCAACACCAGAGAUACCGCACAACGAACUGGAUCCAUCUGCUGACACGUCUGCUACUGUAAAGCAAGGUGAUCACCUUCCUCUUGCAACUGGGACCCAUGACUCUGCACCUGCUCAGACCACAGAUGAACCAAGCGAUGGAGAAAAAGAUACAGUGCUGUAUUUUGGAGACACGUGCUCCUUACGUGCUCUCGACGUCUCGGACAUUCCUUUGUCACCCGAGGCAAUCGGGCAAUUGGCUUUGGCCCUUCAAAAGAAUGAAACCCUUGAGUCUAUUAAUUUAUCAUAUUGUGCUAUUGAUCUAAAUCAAACUGAAUUCACAACAGCUUUUGAGGCCCUAAUCGUUAACGUGAUGAGGCUUCCAGCUCUCAAGACUCUAUCAUUAACUGGGAACAACAUCGCUAAUCAAGGGGCCAUUUUCAUAGGCAACAACAUUGGCAAUUCUGAAUCAUUAGAGGCUCUUGAAGUCUCUCACUGCGGGAUUUUAGAUCAAGGAAUAUCUAGUAUCGCAAAGGCGAUACCAGCUUGUGCUGCUCUCAAGAUUCUUAACUUAAAGGGAAACAGUGGAACAGAUGUAUCGGCACGCAUUAUCUAUGCUUCUUUGUCUGCAUACCACAAAUUAACGGUCUUAAAUUUAGAGCUCAAUAGGAUUUCUUAUAGCUUAUAUGAAAGAAUAAACACACUAGUUCACAACAAUCAGGCUUUACACGUUGAGAACACAACAACUGAGCUCGAAGAUGCACUUCAGGAGCAGACCAAACAGCUUGCUAAGGUUAUGAAAAUUAAGGAUGGAAUUCAGCAGAAGCAUGACCUUUUAGCAGAAAAGUGCGUUGCCCUUAUAGACGAGAUAGACAAGUGCCACAGCGAACACUCAAACUGGACAACUAACAUUGACGAGCUUCAGAGUGUAUUAGACGAGGCACGGAAGGAUAACAAUAUUAAGGAAGGCAAACUGAACUCAGUAACUCAGCAAAUAUCACAAAUAACAUCAAAGGGUGAGGCAGAAAUCGCUACUAUUGAAUUGAAGAGGAAGCAAGCACGGGAUAAAGCCAGUGUUACGUUCAACAAAAUCACAGAGCUAGAAGCAGCAAUGCAAGCCAAGGAGAUCGAGUUUCAAGAAGAAGUAAUCAAGCCAAAGCAAGAACAGCUGGUUAGGUUGCGUAAUGAAUUGGAUCUCCAAUUAAAGAACCAAAUAAGAAUCCUUGGUAUUCUCUUGGCAACAGAACAGACACUUAUUGCUGAGAAGAAGAUCACCAUUGAAGCGCCUCAGCACCAAACAACGGAGCGCAAUUCCCAAUUAGUUCAGCGUCCUGCAAUUGGUCCCGGGCCGGCCCAACGCCCCGUGCCGCCCAAGCGUAAAUGA
Messenger RNA from Giardia duodenalis, 2352 nucleotides. RefSeq lists its product as uncharacterized. The transcript has a single exon. Gene Ontology annotation, biological process: nucleocytoplasmic transport; activation of GTPase activity. Lineage: Eukaryota; Fornicata; Diplomonadida; Hexamitidae. Bases 1 to 2352 code for a protein of 783 amino acids. The record is from RefSeq and is a predicted model, not a curated record. Gene Ontology annotation, cellular component: perinuclear region of cytoplasm; cytosol; nucleus. Gene Ontology annotation, molecular function: small GTPase binding; GTPase activator activity.